This is a messenger RNA of Haemonchus placei, 492 nucleotides long. The record is from the annotation of a GenBank genome assembly. Lineage: Eukaryota; Metazoa; Nematoda; Chromadorea; Rhabditida; Trichostrongylidae.
AUGGACGAAGUGGACGUCGCUCUGCAUAUUGAGCCUCUCGCUGACGCCAUCAAAGACUUGAAGGAACAACUCACCUCAUUCGCUAUGACUCUGUCUGCUAAGAUCGACUCGCUUGCGGACAUACUGACUCGACGAUCGGAAAUUCUCAAUCAGAAGAUGGAACUGCUCCUGGAAAGAACGCAGCCGAGAUCCAACUGUGUGUUCUGUCCAAUUGACGACAACAAAGAUUGCCAUCCAACUGGAAGAUGCUGCCGUUAUCCUGGAAGAUGCUGCCGUUAUCCAGAUGCUGUGUCGCGCGCUGUGCGAGCCAACAAUCUCGGACUCUGUAACCGAUGCCUACAACCGAGGCAUAACGAGGAAUGCGGAAUUCUCUGCACUUUCUGUGGACGAGACCAUAAUGUCUUGCUGCCCCAACAAGUUAUCCCAUGCAAGCACCUCGGCAAAAAGAAGGAAGUUCUGAGCCUUCCCCGGCGGCGGAGAGUGCACUGGUGA